UACUAAACUCAGCUACAUAAGCGUAUAGUUUUACCAAUUGUUUCAAUUCCCAAAUACCGCGACUCCUAUUACAAUUUUCUUUCUUGUUUUUUUAAAAAAUUGAAUUACCCAGAGCUAUCUUUUGUAAUAUCACUUUUUAGGUCAGAUAUUCUGUGAUUUCUUUUUUACUCGACUUUUUUGUUUCUAUGCAAUCUUUACGAGGAAAUUUGUUUGGAAAAGCUUCUUUAAAUUCUUUGCGACCUCUUCGUCGCUCACUUGCUGGCUGGAACUUUCGUCUAAGGUUCUUGUCAACUGUAAAUCAAAAUGGACCUUUGUCUGACUUGGAAUACCACCGACGUGCUGACGAUACGCUCGAAGUUUUAAACAAUACCUUUGAAGAUCUACUAGAACAAUCUGGAAGAACAGAUUAUGACAUUGAAUAUUCGAGCGGCGUAAUAACUUUGAAUCUUGGAGAUCAUGGUACUUAUGUUAUUAAUAAACAACCACCAGCACAUCAGGUCUGGCUCUCAUCCCCAGUUAGUGGUCCUAAACACUUUGAAUGGGCCUCAAACGUAAAAACUUGGAAGUCCACAAGGGAUGAAGGUACCAUGCUUGAUAUCUUAGCAAAAGAAAUAGGAGAUGCGUUUUCUAAAAAGAUUGAGUUUAAGGACGGUGAUGGUUACUAAAAUGAACAUGCCUGUGUUUUGUUUCCCCAAAAUACAUUCCCUACGAUUCACGAUCUCACAAGUCUCUUAGACUAAAAACAAAUGAUACGCGUCCUUUUUACUGACAAAUUUCAUAGUUAUUAACAAAAUCAAUUUAAUUUUAUAUUUAUAUUCAAUAUUCAAUAUACGCAGUUA
Messenger RNA from Schizosaccharomyces cryophilus OY26, 839 nucleotides. RefSeq names its product frataxin. Gene Ontology annotation, molecular function: ferric iron binding; iron chaperone activity; ferroxidase activity. Gene Ontology annotation, biological process: intracellular iron ion homeostasis; iron incorporation into metallo-sulfur cluster. The record is from RefSeq and is a predicted model, not a curated record. Gene Ontology annotation, cellular component: mitochondrion. Lineage: Eukaryota; Fungi; Ascomycota; Schizosaccharomycetes; Schizosaccharomycetales; Schizosaccharomycetaceae. The coding region runs from base 186 to 665 and encodes 159 amino acids. The transcript has 3 exons.